AUGGGACCGAACAUAUCGUUAGGAGUGGCUAUUAUGGCACUAAUAGUGGACAAUAUAUUGUACAUACUUUUGGCCCUAUAUUUAGAGAAAGUGAUGCCCGAGCAGUUUGGCACAAAAAUGAGUUUAUGUUUUUGUUUGGAUCUCAACUAUUGGUUUUCCCAAAAACCUAAACCACUCCAGAAGACUAAUUCACUGGAAACGUGUGCAGACGUUGAAGAAGUUUCAGAAGAGUUUAAAGACAAGUCUGUGAUUCAAAUCAGGAACCUAUCGAAGAAGUUCCCAAAGGAAAAGACAUUUGCGGUGAACAAUGUGUCAAUGAAUAUAUACGAGUCACAGGUAACAGCACUACUCGGACAUAACGGCGCCGGAAAAACGACAUUAAUAAAUAUGAUGAUCGGUGCCAUCGCUCCCAUGAGUGGAUCCAUUCACAUAUAUGGCAACGAAGUGACAAACCCUUCGCAGUUGUAUAAAGUGAGGUCAAUGUUUGGUGUCUGUCUUCAGGAGAACACUCUGUUUGAUGAACUCAAUAGUGAAGAACACCUGAAAUUCUUCGGCGAAAUGAAAGGCUUACAAAACGAGAGACUCACUCAAGAAGUGCAACAAUUUCUGCUUCACAUGGAUUUGUACGCCAACCGAUUCACUCACGCAAAGGACUUAAGCGGCGUGCAACAAUUUCUGCUUCACAUGGAUUUGUACGCCAACCGAUUCACUCACGCAAAGGACUUAAGCGGCGGUCAGAAACGAAAACUCUGUAUCGCAAUGGCAUUGAUUGGUAACCCAAAAGUGAUUAUAUUGGAUGAGCCGACCAGUGGUGUCGAUGUGGCCAUCAGACGUCAAAUAUGGACAAUCAUUCAGACCUUCAAAGUGAACAAAACCAUUAUAAUGACCACUCAUUUCAUGGAAGAGGCGGACAUUCUCUGCGAUCGCAAAGCGAUUCUUACGAAAGGAAAGCUUCGAUGUGUCGGGAGUUCACUGUUUCUUAAGAAGAAGUUUGGUGNCAAAACCAUUAUAAUGACCACUCAUUUCAUGGAAGAGGCGGACAUUCUCUGCGAUCGCAAAGCGAUUCUUACGAAAGGAAAGCUUCGAUGUGUCGGGAGUUCACUGUUUCUUAAGAAGAAGUUUGGUGCCGGAUAUAAUCUAACCGUUGACACACAAAAAGACACCAACAUAGAGGACAUCACAUCUCUGGUCACCUCUGAGAUCCCGACCGCACGGGUCGAUCGAAGCGCUGGAACCGAAGUCUUCUAUAUUCUGCCGCUAAAUGAGAGCCAAAAGUUUCCCCAAUUAUUCUCAACGCUAGAGAACUCUCAAAGUAAUAUCAAAUCAUUUGGUGUUUCGAUGACUACUCUCGAGGAAGUCUUUCUCAAACUCGAGGACGAAGCUGAAGCAGAUACAGACAAAAGUCAUACAAUCGUUGUGUCAGAUAAAGAC
Molecule: messenger RNA, 1431 nt
Organism: Oppiella nova
Lineage: Eukaryota; Metazoa; Arthropoda; Arachnida; Sarcoptiformes; Oppiidae
Source: the annotation of a GenBank genome assembly